UCUCCUCUCCACCCACUCCCUUCUCAAACGCUCUCUCUCUCUCCGACUUCCGAUCGCCGACUCGGUGCUCGCCUGACUCAGUUCCCGCUGAUUCCCACUCGCUCACUCUCUCUCUGGGGUUCGUUUCGCCUCUCAAUUGCGCUGUUUUCAACUUCACCACGACGUCGUUCCGAUCAAUCUAGGGUUUUCGCAACUCACUAACUUAAUUCUCCGACGACUCUCUCAAUUCGACUUCUUCAAUUGCUCGAUUCCGAGCUCUCUAGGAGUUGUUGAGCCACUCGCAGCUUCCUUCGUCUUCGUUCGGGUUUCGGAACAAGUUUUUUCUUCUGCAAUCUCAAUUUUGUGCAAAAAUGGGGAAUAAGUUCCUUUUGUGGAAAUUAGGGUUUCUCUGGUGUAUUGUCUAAGAGUUUGUUGAGAAUUUGGAGUUUUUCUUGCUUUAUUUAUUGAAUAUGCUAUAUAUUUUACUUAAUAAUUCCACAGCUCUGUUUUUCUUGUGUGUUAGUUUCGGGGGAAUUAGGGUUUCUGAAAGAAGGUGAAGUUUCGGUUGUAUGAAAUCUAGGGUUUUCGGUGUGAAGUAAGAGCUAGGGUUUGAGAGAUGUUUUAUUCUCAGUUCAUUUUGGCCAAGAAAGGGCCGCUCGGGACGAUAUGGAUAGCGGCGCAUUUGGAGAGGAAGCUUCGCAAGAAUCAGGUCGCGGACACAGAUAUUGGAGUCUCAGUGGAUUCAAUCCUUUUUCCAGACGUCCCUAUAGCUCUUCGGUUGUCCAGUCAUCUUUUACUCGGAGUUGUCAGGAUAUACUCUAGAAAGGUGAAUUACCUUUUUGAUGAUUGCAGUGAGGCUUUGCUUAAGAUAAAGCAAGCUUUUCGCUCCACUGCAGUUGAUUUACCUCCAGAAGAGUCUACUGCACCAUAUCAUUCCAUCACCUUGCCUGAGACCUUUGAUCUCGAUGAUUUCGAGCUUCCUGACAAUGAAAUGUUACAGGGGAACUAUGUUGAUCAUCAUGUCAGUGCAAGAGAGCAGAUUACGCUCCAAGAUACCAUGGAUGGUGUGGUUUACUCAACAUCUCAGUUUGGAUUGGAUGAGCGGUUUGGCGAUGGUGACACUUCUCAAAUUCGUUUGGACCUUGAUGAGGAUCUGUUCUUAGGCAAGGUUGCGGCCAAAGAAAAUAAUGGAAUUCCAGAUACUGAACCACUGGCAUCGGCUCAACCGAUGACACCUGUCGAAAAGGAUGAAGCUUAUGAGGGAAUAUCUGGAACUACAGCACGAAUGCAAACAAACAAUGAUGGUGACCAGAACAAAAUUCAAGCAGCGAAUGGAGAAGCUAUAGUGCUUGCUCAAACCCCGCUUACUCCUGGAUUUAUGGAAUGUCCAAGCCCUUCGAAUGUUCAGGGGGCUCUGUCCUGUGAUGGUCAAACAGAAUCAAAAGACCAUGAUUUAUUAGAACCCGAAGCACUGGAAUGUACAGUAACUCUGAGUAAGUCUGAUGCCCUUGAAACUGUUUCUCGUUCUGAGGAAAAUGGCUACCUUUCUGGUGACAUGGAGAUGAAACAAGCGAAGACACAGGUACAUUCAGCAUCCAUUGCAGUUAUUAAAGAGAACAUCUCAGCGGAUAACGAUCUGUCAGCACCUUCAUCUGUCAUGCUUGAGCAUGUUAAUCCCAUUCCUCUAGAACCAGAAUGUUCAAAUGGAAAUGUUAGUGCACUCGAUGGUCCAACUAGGGUGGAAGACAUACACAAUGGCGUUGUAUUAAACAACAAACUAACUGCUCACCAUGUAGAGAGAACAGAUGUACAAUGUGCUGAAUCUCCUACUUGCUCCCAGGUAACCACUGAAAUGGACGAUCCUGGUCGUAGGACUUGUUCAGCGGACGUUGAAAUUCACAAUAAUACGGGAGAGUCAUGCUCCCCUAGCAAUGCAUUGGCAUCAAAUGUUGUUUAUCCACCAGAAUCACCAGGUAGACCUGAAGUUGUGAAUGUUGAAGCUCAAACACUUCAAGAGCAAAAAGAAACAAAUGGUCUGAACCAUUCUAAUGAACACAUGGGAUCUAAUGACUUGCCUGGGCUCCGUGCUUGCAGCACUCGGUCACAACUUGAUGCGUCAUCUCUUAGAGGUGAAGGGACCCAUUCAACUGAUAUUCUAGAACCAAAUGCAGAAAAAAGACAGCUUGUUGAGCCUGCAGGAUCUGGAGAGACUCCAAAUGAUUGCAGGAAGUUUGAUGAAGAAAUGGAUAAUGCAGCAUCAUGUGAUAAUCAGUUGGAGAAUGUAGAAAAAUCUGCGGCUUCGGACUUGCCUGCGCCUGAAAAGAUGCUAUCUGCAUCAGAGGGGCAAACUUGUAAACCAAAUGAGUUGCUAUUGGAGACCACGCCUGAGAAAGAGGUUUCUGGGGACGAUGGGGGUGGUGCUGCGAGCAAAGCCAUGUCAGGAAAGAAACGUAGUUUCACAGAGAGUACUUUGACAGUACAUAGUUUAAACUCGAGCGAAUCAUUUGGUAUGAACAAAUCAAGGAGAACUGCAGAAUACAUUCCUGGUGAUGAUGAUUUGCUGUCUUCUAUAUUAGUUGGAAGAAAAUCUUCGGUUUUAAAAAUGAAGCCCACUCCACCUGCACCUGAAAUAAUAUCCACAAAACGCCUUCGAUCUGCUUCCCGUGCUAGUGCCUCAAAGAGGAAAGUGCUUAUGGAUGAUAUAAUGGUUCUACAUGGCGAUACAAUACGGCAACAGUUGACAAAUACUGAAGACAUACGUCGUGUACGGAAGAAAGCUCCCUGUACGCGCCCAGAAAUAUCAAUGAUUCAGAGACAAUUCUUGGAAGAAGAGAUGUUUAGUGAACCCAUUUUUACUGGUAUGUCAGCAGCACUGAUAUUUUUGCACUGUGGAGUAUUUGAUUUGAGUAGGAUAAAGGUUUCUGAAAAUGAUCAAGACAAUGCUCCCAUUGAAUUGGCUAAGGAUGUUGAGUCUUCUGUUGCCGCGAGAAAUGAUGUGGAAACACAGCCUGAUAAUAUUCCUUGUCUCGGUGAGGAUCAACACACUGAGAACAAUGACCUGAGAUCUCAACAUGAAACCUUUGGGGAGGUAGCUGAAAUGGAAAUCGAUGGCCAAAAUGUUGAAGUGGCUGAUGCUGCAGAUCACAUUCUUCAUGGGAUUGAAUCACAAUUUCCAACUGAUCCCGUCUCUAAUGAUGCCAAUGUGCCAGAAAACAUUGUGCAAACAGAUCUGGUGGAUACAAAGAAUGAUGCCAAUGCUUCUCUUCAGAUGGAUGCAUCAAGCAUGUCACCACAAAAGUUAGAUACUGAACCUGUUUUGGGCGCAUCACUAGUGGAUAAAAGUAGUGAGGGAGUGGAUACUAUUGUUGCUGGACAUGAUGUUGAAAUCAGAGUAGAUACAGAGAAAGAUAAUGGCAAUUUACAUCCUUCUGAAACUGUAGGAUGUGACAAUAUGGCCUCUGAAAACGGAGACCAAUCUGUAGGAGGAACUGGAAAUGAUAAUCUGAGUGUUAUGAAUCCAGAUGAAGUCCAGGCAUCAGAGUUGGGUUGUGAUGAGAAGGAUCUGACUUCUAGAUGUGUGCAGGGUGAAGGAGUCAACUUAGAUUCUAGUUUUCUCGUAGAACCCAUUCUUGAUGGAGAAAAUGCUUUCUUGAAUAAAGGAGAAACUUCAGACUUUCAGGAAGCUGAUAUGCCAAGUAUCACGAAUGCAGAAAUUGCUGCUGAGUGCUCUACAAUUGAGGUUCGCGGGGAUUUUGAAGAUGUCACAAUUGCAAAUGACACAGAGUUUUUGAAUGUAGAUGAUGAUGAAGUAGCUGAAGAUGACGAAGAUAAUGAGCCAGGCACCGAAGAUACUCGUCUUCUUGAGAACACUGGAUGGUCUUCUCGGACCAGGGCUGUUGCCAAGUAUCUCCAAACUUUAUUUGACAAGGAAGAGCUGCAUGGAAGGAGGGUUCUCCCCAUGGACAAUCUGUUAACUGGUAAAACUCGUAAGGAAGCAUCAAGGAUGUUUUUCGAAACUUUGGUUCUCAAGACGAAGGAUUACAUCCAUGUAGAACAAGCAAAACCCUUCGACAACAUUAUUUUAAAGCCUCAAAUAAAGCUCAUGAAAUCAGACUUCUGAAAUCUCUUACAUAGGAAAAGCAGAUUACAGUUGAAACGACGUAGUGCUAGUUUGGCUGGUUGAUUAUUAUCAUUAUCAUUUUUUUUCCCUUCAUUAUUUUUAUUUCCUUCUUUUUUUUUUUUUUUUUGGAUAGUGUCCUUUUGUCUUUAUAUUUUUUGAAUGGCAGAGAUGGAGGGUUCUUGUUUGGAUGAAGGGGCAGGGGAGAAUAGGGAAAAAAAAUAUAAUAUUUAGUUUGAUGUAAUUGGUAGUUUAACAAAGGGUCUAGCACGUGUAGAAACAAUGUUGUAACAAGGACUUAUUUAUGUGUAUAUAUUUGUAACA
Messenger RNA from Morus notabilis, 4420 nucleotides. RefSeq names its product sister chromatid cohesion 1 protein 4. The record is from RefSeq and is a predicted model, not a curated record. Lineage: Eukaryota; Viridiplantae; Streptophyta; Magnoliopsida; Rosales; Moraceae. The transcript has 15 exons. Gene Ontology annotation, molecular function: protein binding; chromatin binding. Gene Ontology annotation, cellular component: synaptonemal complex; cohesin complex. The coding region runs from base 596 to 4099 and encodes 1167 amino acids. Gene Ontology annotation, biological process: mitotic sister chromatid cohesion; synaptonemal complex assembly; replication-born double-strand break repair via sister chromatid exchange.